Zasmidium cellare ATCC 36951 is the source of this 1947-nucleotide messenger RNA. RefSeq lists its product as uncharacterized. Lineage: Eukaryota; Fungi; Ascomycota; Dothideomycetes; Mycosphaerellales; Mycosphaerellaceae. The coding region runs from base 1 to 1947 and encodes 648 amino acids. Gene Ontology annotation, cellular component: mitochondrial outer membrane. Gene Ontology annotation, biological process: regulation of mitochondrion organization; small GTPase-mediated signal transduction; mitochondrion organization. The record is from RefSeq and is a predicted model, not a curated record. Gene Ontology annotation, molecular function: GTPase activity; calcium ion binding; GTP binding. The transcript is spliced from 3 exons.
AUGGCCACCGUCCGAAUAUGCAUCUGCGGUGACGAGAGCGUCGGCAAAAGCUCCCUCCUGACCUCGCUCGUCAAAGACACCUUCGUCACAGCCAAGAUCCAAUCCGUCCUCCCGCCCAUCACACUGCCUCCCACGUUGGGCACGCCGGAAAAUGUCACGACGACAAUUGUCGAUACGUCUGCCUUGCCACAGGAUCGCGAUUCGUUGCGGAAAGAGCUGCGGAAAUGCAAUGUGAUUCUGCUGGUCUACAGCGACCACUAUAGCUAUGAGCGCGUUGCCUUGUUUUGGAUGCCACACUUCCGGUCGUUGGGAGUCAAUGUACCGGUGGUGCUGUGCUGCAAUAAGAGCGAUUUGUCUCCCGCGAUGAGCACGGCCAAGGUGAUUGAGGAUGAAAUGCUGCCUGUUAUGGCUGAAUUCAAAGAGAUCGAUUCUUGCAUAAGAACAAGUGCAAGAGAACACCACAACAUCAACGAAGUCUUCUUCCUUUGCCAGAAGGCCGUCACCCACCCGAUAGCACCCAUCUACGACGCCAAGGAGGGUGCACUGAAGCCAGCAGCUGUUGCGGCGCUCAAGCGAGUCUUCUACCUCUGCGAUAAAGACCAAGACGGCGUCCUGAAUGACAAGGAAGUGCACGAAUUCCAGAUGAAGUGCUUCGAAAAGCCAUUAUCAGACGACGACCUAGCCAACAUCAAGCGUUCGAUCAGGCGGCCUCAAGAAACCGCCGACGGCACCAUCGAAGUAGAAAAGCUUCGUGAUGGCAUUGACGUCGAUGGCUUCAUCCAGCUUAACAAAAUGUUCGCCGAGAAGGGCCGACAUGAGACCAUCUGGAUUAUCUUGAGGAAGUUCCACUACUCAGACAGCCUCUCCCUCAAAGACAACUUCCUCCACCCCAAAUUCGACGUGCCAGCCUACGCCUCCGCCGAGCUCUCCCCGGCCGGCUACCGCUUCUUCGUCGACCUCUUCCUCCUCCACGACAAAGACAACGACGGCGGGCUCAACGACUCCGAACUCGCCGCCCUCUUCGCCCCCACCCCCGGUCUCCCCUCCUCCUGGAUCGAAAACUCCUUCCCCAACUGCACCGUCCGCAACGAAGCCGGCUACAUCACCCUCCAAGGCUGGCUCGCCCAAUGGAGCAUGACGACCUUCUCCGAACCCAAAACCACCCUCGAAUACCUCGCCUACCUAGGCUUCGAAUCCUCCGACACCAAACCCACCACCACCUCCGCCCUCAAACUGACCAAACCCCGCAAACGCCGCACCAAACCCGGCGCCCGCGUCGAACGCACCGUCUUCCUCUGCUACGUCCUCGGCGCCCCGGGCUCUGGCAAAUCCUCCCUCCUCAACGCCUUCCUCGCCCGCCCCUUCAACCCCACCUACCACCCAACGAUCCAACCGCAAACCGCCGUCAACGCCGUCGAGCUCUCCGAAGGCGGCAAACAAUGCUACCUCAUCCUCUCGGAGCUCGGCGAGCUCGAACCCGCCAUCCUCGACAACCCCGCCAAACUCGACGCCUGCGACCUCCUCUGCUACGUCUACGACUCCUCCGACCCAGACUCCUUCACGCACAUCCUCGACACCCGCGCGAAAUACCCCGCCCUCGCCGCCCUCCCCGCCGUCUACGCCGCCCUGAAAGCCGACCGCGACCGCGCCGUCCAGCGCACCGAGCUCCAGCCGGACGUCUACUGCGAGGGACUCCGCAUGUCCAAACCCCUGCAUGUGUCGGUGAACUGGAAGAGCAUCGCGGAGUUCUUUGUGCAUCUCGCCGAGUGUGCGACGUUUCCGGCGCAGGCGUUUCCGAAGGCCAGCGAGGAGGAGGAGAAGGCGGCGUUGCAGGGGACGGCGGUGUAUUUGGGUGUCGGGGCGACGGUGGCGGUCGCGGCAGCGUUUGCGUGGGUGUGGAAGAGGAAUUUGUUGUCUGCUGGGUCGAAUGGGGCGGGUGGGACGUAA